UAAAACCACGUCAUAAAAUGUCAAAUUGCUGUCAAAAUGUCAUAGUAAUAAAUACCGGCUAUUGGUUUUAGCGUGGAUUUAUUUUAAAAUAACAAUUUUAAAUUUCAAAAUGACUUCAAUAGCUUCCGUAAUUCCCAAAUUGUAUCAAGAAUACACGACGAAGACCCCCAAGAAGUUGAAGAUCAUCGACGCGUAUCUUCUGUAUGUGUUCUUGACGGCCGUCAUACAGUUCGUGUACUGCUGCCUCGUCGGCACCUUCCCGUUCAACUCCUUCCUCAGCGGCUUUAUCUCCACCGUCAGCUGCUUCGUACUUGGAGUGUGUCUGAGACUACAAGUGAAUCCAGAGAACAAGACAGAGUUCCUGGGGCUGAGUGCGGAGCGCGGGUUCGCUGACUUCAUCUUUGCUCACCUCGUGCUGCACAUAGUGGUCGUCAACUUCAUAGGAUAAGAUAUUGUUUUUGAAAUAUGUCUAUUCAUUAAUAUAUUAUGUAUCUAUUUUA
Messenger RNA from Bicyclus anynana (squinting bush brown), 500 nucleotides. It is a transcript of the gene Dad1, whose product is annotated as dolichyl-diphosphooligosaccharide--protein glycosyltransferase subunit DAD1. The transcript has 2 exons. Gene Ontology annotation, biological process: protein N-linked glycosylation. Gene Ontology annotation, cellular component: membrane; oligosaccharyltransferase complex. The record is from RefSeq and is a predicted model, not a curated record. The coding region runs from base 110 to 448 and encodes 112 amino acids. NCBI's taxonomy places the organism in Eukaryota, Metazoa, Arthropoda, Insecta, Lepidoptera, Nymphalidae.